AAAACUGCGGAAGCGGAAACGCGGCGUCGUGUCCUCCUCCCCCAUCCUGGAAGAUUCCUGGACAUCUGCUCUGGUCUCGGUGGUUUGAAUCUCCACCUCCCUGCCAGAUACCAUGACGUCCUCCAUGCUCCGCCGACAGCUGAAGAACCUGGUCCAGAACUAUUCUGAGGCUGAGGUCAAGGUCAGAGAGGCAACAUCCAACGACCCCUGGGGCCCCUCCAGCACCCAGAUGGCCGACAUCUCUGACCUGACCUACAACGUGGUGGCCUGCAACGAGAUCAUGACGAUGCUCUGGAAACGGCUGAAAGACGACAAGAACUGGAGACACAUACACAAGUCGCUGACACUCCUGGAGUACCUGUUAAAGACCGGUGAUGAUCGUGUGCUUCUGAAAAUGAAAGACAACAUCUACAUCGUCAAAGCCCUCACAGAGUACCGCUUCGUAGAGAAGGAUGGCAAAGAUCAGGGUGUGAACGUGAGAGAAAAGGCCAAAGUUGUCCUUGUUCUUAUGGAGGAUGAUGACAAACUGAAGGAAGAGAGAGACUUUGCUGUUAAAACCAGAGAAAAGACAUCAAAAAGUUCUGCAGCCUCAUCUGCGGACAGCAUCAAGGAUCCUAGUUACAAGCCGUGCUACGUUCCCGGAGCCACCGGGCUUCCAUCCUUGGACAACAUACCUUCAGUAGCUGACUUGACUGCUUCCUUUGCUGCCCGCAAAGAGGAGCGACUUAAGCAAGAAUUUGAGAAAAAAGAAGCUGAGAGAAGGGCCAAGCUGAGUGAAGAUGAGCUGCAAUGGGAGGAUGCAGGCAAAGCCAAUAACGUUAAAGCUGAUGCUUGGAGUGGAGAUAAAGCAGAGGAGGAAGCAAAACCAGACCCAUGGGGGUCACAAAAAGAACCGAAAGACGCCACAGGUCCAUGGGGUGCACCCACAAGCCCUGACAAAACUGAAACAGCAGCUAGCAGUGAUCCAUGGGGGGCUCCAACUAAAACUAAUGAAGAUCCGUUUGCAGCGAAACAAACUGAUGAAGAUCAGUUUUCACCACCAAAGAAUGGAGAAGAUCCUUUUGCUGAACCUGAUCCUUUUGCUGCAUCGAAUGAUGACCCCUUCAAUGCCCCAAAAGACACUUCAGACCCCUUCAAUGCACCCAAAGACAAAGAGGAUCCAUUUGCUGCUCCAAAAGAUGGACCAGAUCCAUUCAGUUCCUCUAACAAUGAUCCGUUUAAUACACCCAAAGAUGAUCCAUUUAAAACUCCGAAAGAUGAUCCGUUUAAUGCCCCAAAAGAUGAUCCGUUUAAUGCCCCGAAAGAUGAUCCAUUUAAUGCUCCAAAAGAUGAUCCAUUUAAUGCUCCAAAAGAUGAUCCAUUUAAUGCUCCAAAAGAUGACCCUUUCAGCACCCCAAAAGAUGACCCAUUUAACGCCCCAAAAGAUGAUCCUUUCAGUGCACCAAAGGAUGACCCAUUCACUACCGCAAAAGAUGAUCCCUUCACUGCUCCGACGACGCCACCUAAAGAAAAUCCUUUCUCAGCACCAACCAAACCUGCACAAGACGACCCCUUUGCUGCCCCAACAAGUCCCCCUAAAGAGGAUCCUUUCUCUACACCAUCUAAACCUACAAAGGACGAUCCUUUUGCUGCCCCAACAAGUCCCCCUAAAGAGGAUCCUUUCUCAGCACCGACCAAACCCUCACAAGAAGACCCUUUCACUGCCCCAGCAACGCCGCCGAAAGAAGAUCCUUUCUCUGCACCGACCAAACCUUCACAAGACGACCCUUUUGCGGCACCGACAACGCCUCCAAAAGAAGACCCUUUGUCUUCACCACCCAAACCUACAAAGAAUGAUCCCUUUGAUGCACCAGCAACACCCCUGAAAGAGGACCCAUUUGCAAUGCCAUCCAGUCCCCCAAAAGAUGAUGCUUCAGAUCCCUUCAAUGCCCCUCCAGUGAGCUCACCUCAAGGUGGGGCAGAUACAUGGGGGGCACCUGCCAGUUCUCCACCUGGCACUGGGUCAGAUCCCUGGGGGGCACCAUCUGCUGCAAAUGAGACAAAAGGUGGAGAUCCCUGGGGGAAUGGUGCAAGUGCCUCCUCACCUGCUGAUAAUGCUGAUCCUUUUGGCGAUGCGUCCAAAACAGACGAUGACCCAUGGGGUGCUCCAGCUUCAGCUCCGGCCAACACUGACGAUGCGUGGGGUUCACCUGCUCCUCCCUCAGACUCCUCCCCGUCCAGUGACCCCUUUGGAGAUGGAACCUCUAAAAGCAGCGAUCCCUGGGGUGCACCAAGCAAUACGAGUGGUAAUGGCACAGGAAAGCGAACAGUGUGGGAAGAGGAGAUGUACAGAAAGACUGCUUCAUUCUUGGGCUCUGCAGGGGCGUCGUUGGUUGGCCUAGACGACCUGAUUUCCUCCAACCCCAAACCCCGACAGCGGCCCCCCGUCAACACAAUCGCCCCCCAAACACAAGCCAUUGGCUCUCUCAAAGCGAGGGGCAUUUCAUCCACAUCCACCCCACACUACAACCUUUUUGGUUCCCCUCUGGUGCCCUCCCAUGGUGCACCCUUCCAUACUUUUGGAGCUGCCAGUGAACAUAACCUGGGAGGGUCUCGUUCUGCCGUCGGUACACUUCAGGUGGCUCCAGUACAACCCACUUCUGUCACAGGGAGUCUACAGAUGGGACUUAACAUGAGCUCCCCCUGUGGAGGAGUGGGGAUGGUGCAGUUUGGAUAUCCAGGAAUGGUUCAGUCCAGUUUAUUCGAGGGUUGUGUUGGAAGUUCCCCUCUACAAACUGGAGUCUUCUCAGGCAGCAAGUCAGAGGAGAACAAAAACAGCAAUCCAUUCCUGCUCUGACAUCUAGACAUGCGAUGUUUCUUUCAAAAGUCCAAAUAGAAAUUUAAUUAGGAUUUGGGGGAAGGUAAUUAAAGCAGCAACAGUUUCAUGAGGCAGGUGUGUCUACUUGCAGAGAUGAAUUUUUUAGCGCAACAUUUCGGUGCUCGAUCUUCAUCAGGCACUAUCUGCGAUGUCUCUUUGCAAGUUAGACACGAUCACGUAAAGCACCACACAAGGAAGCUUCACAUGUUUUAGCUCUCUUGUGUAUAAAUGAAAACCAUCCUGACUUUAACAAAACAGCAAUAAGAUGCCAGAUUUCUACCGCUGUAGCUCACAGGUAGCCGUGGUUUCUGUUCAUCACGUCAUGAAAACCAGGAGAGGAAGGCUUAACGCAAGACAUGUUUUAGUUUUCUUCAAGGACAUGUUAGAAUCUGGAUAAAGGAUUGACUGCAUUUCACAAGUUUUCUUUUUCUUGCCAGUUGUCAAAGUUUCCUUCAAAGCACCAAGAAGGGACACUUUAAAAUACUGCAGCAAGAAUGUCUGCUUGAAGCUACAACAAUUCCUCUUCUUUUUACUAUGAAGCAGUCUAAAUGUUGGCAGGAUGGACUUGAAUUAGCAGCUGCCUGCAAAUCUGGAAGCAAUUCAAAUGACGUGAUACACUUGAGGUAAUGAGCAGUCGUAUGUGUGUGGUUUUUGCAUGUUGAUUUAAGGGCCAAAACAUGCAAAAACCACCUGAUGAUCUUUGAAUCAAACCCUCCAGCACCCUGAGCUCGUCCCACCACCAGCCCUUGAAAUGCAGAAACAUGCAUCUAAUAAAAUACGCAUAAAUGACAUGUAUACAGCUUAAUAUAUGUUAACAGAUAUACGCGCAAAAAUGUAUGGGUUUUUUUUGUCUGAGAAGCAGAGAGCACCCAAGUGUGAGUGUCUGUGGAAACCCUGAGGAAUUACUGUGUAUGUGAGUGUUGUGUGACUCUGUGAAGGAAAACACGUCGCUGUAGGUUUUCAUUACGUGUGCAUGUGUUUGUACCAGGCGGACUGUGUGUGCACAGUGUGCAGUACAUAUACAGUAUAUAUAUUGUGCUGAUGUAAAUAGUGGAAGUACUUAACAGAUAAACCUUGAAAUAUACUGUAUAUCAGAGUGUUACAAUCACCAGUAACUAUUUAUUGAUCUAUUUAUUGAUUGAUUUAUUGCUUGCUUGAGUAUAUAUCGGCCUCGAACAGACAAAUCCAGGUGAACUUUGAUGACAGCGUCGCUCUCAGGUGGUCGGCCUGAUGGCAUCAAUCACAUGUGAAGUGAAAGGCAAUUAACCCUCCCGUUGUCUUCAUUUAUGGGCACCAAAAAAUAUUGUUUCCUUGUCUGAAAAAAAUCAAAAAAAUCAGCAAAAAAAUUCCACAAAUUUCUGAAAAUUUGCAAAACCUUCAGGAAGAAAAUUCCAAUAAUUUCUUAAUGUUUUAUUUUUUAAAAAUCCCCCAAAUUUGGCAAGAAAAUUCUUGUAAACAUUUUCAAAAAAAUUCCCAUAAAAUCCUAAAAAUAUCUAAAGUGAUUCCAUAUAUAUCAGUAAAACUUCUAAUAUUUUCUUUAAGAACAUUCACAUAAAAAUCAACCAAAAUCCAGCGAAUUUCGUUGGAUUUUGGUUGAUGUUUAUGUGAAUGUUCUUAAGAAACAUUUUUAACGUUUCUUUUUUCCACCAAAAAAUGUUCAAAGAUUUCCCAAAAAUGUUGAAAAUGUGGACAUCAGAAGUUUCACUGUGAAAAUAUUUUUUUCCCCACAUUUUCAAACUUUAAAACUUUAAAAAUCAAUUUUGACCUGCAGGGCGACACGAGGGUUAGUCCGAUUCAAAAACCGCUUCAAGGAUCAACUCAGUAACCGACAGUGGCUUUAUCUUCCCUGUUAGGGUUUGUAGUCGUUCUGGAUUCGUUGUGGAAUCGUCUCCUGUGUAUGUCCCGGCAUUUGACUGGAAACACAAACAUAUUACUGUAUUCUGUUUAGCUGCGGUGUCAGCUAAAUAAAAACCGAAUUUGAACAUAUCAGCUUCUUUCAUGUGCAUGCUGUCUGAGCGGAUCCCGGAUGUGAGCAGAGCCGCCCCUCGUUUAUUUGGUUUGUGACUAAUAAAAUGAGAAGUGAAAGGUAAAUAAAAGGCCUCCCAACGUUUUUGACAGUAGCAGGACUAACUGUAGUUCAUUAGUUGUGAAAACGUCAGUAAAUCAAAGCCACACUGGAAGCAGAGAAGACCGAAGUUCAUGGGCCUGUACUCGUGUGUUUUCCGUUAAAAAAUGAAGAAAAUAGACUGAAAGAACAGUUUAGCUUCACUGGAUUACAGUGAAAAAGGAUCAGAAUGACUCUUACUGUUAUUAUUUCUCAGAUUUAAUUUUGUAUGACAUGAAUUUAUUUUGCCGUGUAUUUAAAUUUAAAGCUGUGUUGUAAACUGUGACAGUAUACAGUACGUUUGAGAAAUAAAAUGAUACACAAAGCUGCUGUCUGUUCAGCACA
This is a messenger RNA of Amphiprion ocellaris (clown anemonefish), 5306 nucleotides long. Its product is annotated as epsin-2-like. Lineage: Eukaryota; Metazoa; Chordata; Actinopteri; Pomacentridae. Bases 113 to 2836 code for a protein of 907 amino acids. The transcript is spliced from 10 exons. Gene Ontology annotation, molecular function: clathrin binding; phospholipid binding. Gene Ontology annotation, biological process: endocytosis. Gene Ontology annotation, cellular component: clathrin vesicle coat; endosome; plasma membrane. The record is from RefSeq and is a predicted model, not a curated record.